Triticum aestivum (bread wheat) is the source of this 658-nucleotide messenger RNA. RefSeq lists its product as uncharacterized. The record is from RefSeq and is a predicted model, not a curated record. The coding region runs from base 215 to 658 and encodes 147 amino acids. The transcript is spliced from 5 exons. Gene Ontology annotation, molecular function: ATP binding. NCBI's taxonomy places the organism in Eukaryota, Viridiplantae, Streptophyta, Magnoliopsida, Poales, Poaceae.
GACAACUAUUAGUAGUAGAUCGAUUACUAGAUCAAUUCCGGCUACAAGCAGAGUAUACUACUAAGUUCACGUCCAGAGAAUCGAUCAGGGGCAGAACGGUUUGCUUGAGCCUAGCUUUGCACUGCGUUCGUCGGAAAGUACUUGACAUCGGGACUGGGCCAACACGCAUUUGCUUAAGUUUGCUUGGUUAUUAAUUGGUUUCUCGGCAGGACACAUGGCUAUGCUGCUAUACGAAGCACCCACAGGCAUCGCAAUUUUCUCUUUUGAUGGGGACUACCUGAAUGAUCCGGUGGAGGACUUCUGGGAAUGCUUGCCACCACUUAAUCUGGAGGAAUUCAUAAAAAAUGAGACGGUGCCUUCCCCCCUUGACACCAUGGCUAAAGCUAUUGACGAUCACCUAGCCAAGAGGCUAACUGAGCUGUGUGGUUCUGAAAAGAAAUUAGUUGUGGGGAAUGUUGAAUAUAAAAGAAUAAUUGAAAUGAACCUGAGAAUAACAUGUCUGCAUGUUCAUGUUCCGGAUUGUAAGGUGGUCAUUUGCAGUCUGAAGAAUCCCAUGUAUACUUUAUUGCCUAGAAUGCUACCAAAUCCGGAUGAAGAUUUAAUAUUCUUCUUAAAGCAACAUUACAUUGGUUGCAAGCCUGAGAUGCAUCUAUAUUAA